Lolium rigidum is the source of this 975-nucleotide messenger RNA. Its product is annotated as putative cyclin-dependent kinase F-2. Gene Ontology annotation, cellular component: nucleus. The coding region runs from base 1 to 975 and encodes 324 amino acids. The transcript has a single exon. Gene Ontology annotation, molecular function: ATP binding; cyclin-dependent protein serine/threonine kinase activity. The record is from RefSeq and is a predicted model, not a curated record. Lineage: Eukaryota; Viridiplantae; Streptophyta; Magnoliopsida; Poales; Poaceae. Gene Ontology annotation, biological process: protein phosphorylation; regulation of mitotic cell cycle.
AUGGACAACUACGAGCGGCUCGAAAAGCUCGGCGAGGGCGCCGCCGGCGUCGUCUACAAGGCCCGGGAGCGCCGCACGGGCGCCAUCGUCGCCAUGAAGUGCCUCCGCGCCGCCGGCCGCGAUGACGGCCAGCUCUCGGAGGACCUCCUCCGCGAGGUGCACUGCCUGACGGCGUGCCGCGGCCACCCGAGCCUCGUCGAGAUACGGGCCGCCGGACGCGAUGCCUCCAACGCGUUCCUCGUGAUGGAGUACGUCGGCCCGAGCCUGGCGCAUGUCAUGCGGGAGCGCAGCGGCGGCUUCAGGAGGCCGUUCCCCGAGGCCGACGCGCGCCGGCUCAUGCGGCAGCUCCUGGACGGCGCCGCGGCCAUGCACGCCCUCGGCGUCCUGCACCGCGACCUCAAGCCCGACAACGUCCUCGUCGACGCGCACGGCAACCUCAAGAUCUGCGACUUCGGGCUGUCGCGCUUCGCCGCCCCUACUACGGGUGCGCCAUACACGGCGCCCGUGGUCACGCGGUGGUACCGCGCGCCGGAGCUCCUGCUGGGAUCGCGGGAGUACGACGCGGGGGUGGAUACCUGGGCGCUCGGGUGCAUCAUGGCCGAGCUCCUCGCCGGCGCGCCGCUGUUUCCCGGGAGGACGGAGAUGGACCAGCUCAACAUGGUGUUCGACACGGUCGGCACGGGCGACAUGACGGACUGGCCUGCCUUCCUGCGUCUCCCGCGCGCCGGCUCGCCGCUUUGUCACCAGAGCAGGCCGCCAAGCCGGCUUCGGGAGAUGUUCCCCGCAUUGUCCGCCGCCGGUUUCGACGUCCUCAGCGGGCUGCUGGCCUGCAGACCGGACAGGAGGCUCACCGCCGCGGACGCGCUGCGGCGUCCAUGGUUCACCGACGCCGAGUCGCCUGACCAAGCACGUAACGCAUGCGGCGCCCGAUUCAGCGAGCGUGUCGGCGGCGUUGCUGAUGCCAUCGUUGUAUAG